AUGGUUCACGGGCCACUUGACAUGCCUCGCUUAGCAUGUCAGCAGUCAAAGGACCCCCAACUUGACAACCUCUCGAAAGGACCAGACGACGAGAUGUCGAGCAUCUCAUUUGACUUAAACGAGCUACUAUACGCAAAGCUAGACAGUGAAAUCACGGCCCGAGCGAUAGUGAACGACUUCUUAGAUGCGAAGUGUAAAAGGCUAAAGGAUUACGACUUUUUUACAAUGACGAAGGACAAUACGAGACGAGGCCUUAAGUUUGCUACUCUUAUUAGCCUUAAGGAACACUUGCUGUCUAAAGGCGUGUGGUGCCCCCUAAAGCAAAAGGGCUACGCUAAUAGGAUGGAAAUAAAAGAGCAACAGGCAACACCUUUAAGCUUCGAUUCAAAGUGGACCGAAAACCUUACGGACGACGAGGAUAAUACGCUUCAACCACCUCCACCACCCUUACGAAGUCCAAAAGGGAAGGAAAAGGAAGAAGAGGAAGAGAUUCGGAAGUUACGCGAAGAGUUUGCGAAAGAGAGGAGAGAUAUAGAGCAAAAUAUAAAGAUUUCCGUGCCCAACUUAAGCAACUCGAAAGGGGAAUUCAGCAACCCGAGGGGGGGAUCUAGCACCCUCGGACGUACCGACAAGCUCCUCAGAUCCUUUAACAGGCCACGUAUCGACAAGAAGGAUACUAAAGGUAUAAGAAUCGCUAAGAACGCGCCCAAGGGUACGGAUAUCACCAAGCUGGAGCCCCGGCUAGUGACCCAAAUAGCCUUAGCGAUCUUGACGAUGACCGACGAAAGGGAAACGAAAGAGAUUAGCAAGGAGAUCGAGGCUACGGAUACGGAAAGGGGAUUCGGAAACGGACCUUUAAAGGACCCCGGAUUCGGAAAUGAGCCUCUUAAGGACUCUAGAAGAGGACGGACCACCGGCAACUAUAUCGGUAACCCUUUACCGAUCAGAUUAUUAGCUAAGCACAACACGCUUGCGUACGGCACUCUAAGCGCCUUUGACGAUGAUGAUGACGAUUUCCUUGAGCUAAGAGCAACUGACCUUUACUUAAGAGCAAAGGAGUUGGCCUUGUUUGCAAGAAGCUUUCUUAAGGAACUAAAGUAUUCGGGACCCGACGAUGACUUCAAGACCCAAUUAAGUUUAAGGGACGAUCGAAGUCUUGUUAACAAGCUGUAUUCAGCUUGUAAAAACGUGCUAAAGACUACGAUUGCACGAAUGAACCUUGCGUUUACCUUCACCGCCGCAGUUGCCGACAUCCGCCGAGCAAUUGCAUUUGCAACUGAGCUGACUCCGAUUUGGACGAGGAAUACGAAUGCUUUAUUUAAGACCGCUAAUACUUCGGAGUUUAUCGCAGGCCUACUAGACGAGCCGCCCGAAUCGAGCAGCCACGCCAAUAUAUCAAAAGGUUUUGUAACUACCUACGGCACCUUUGACGCUGACGAAGUAUACAAGCAACUAGAGAUUCAGACGGCAUUCCACGCCCUUACCAGCCAAAUCGAGACCCAAAACGUACCUACGGGCAAAGUAGAGACCUAUAUGGCCUCCAAGUACUCUGAAAACGUAUUCAUAGGCCUUAUGAUUAAUAGCGGAGCAGCCAAUUUCUUUACCGCUAGCUUGCCCUAG
Molecule: messenger RNA, 1620 nt
Organism: Drepanopeziza brunnea f. sp. 'multigermtubi' MB_m1
Lineage: Eukaryota; Fungi; Ascomycota; Leotiomycetes; Helotiales; Drepanopezizaceae
Source: RefSeq, a predicted model, not a curated record